AUGUUCUCUAGUGGGUGGGAUGUGGGGGGAGCGGGUUGGAGAUGGAGUCGGAGAUUGUGGGUGUGGGAGGAGGAGAUGCUGGGGGAGUGUGCUAUUUUACUUCGUAAUGUUUCUUUGCAGAUUGGUGUUAGAGAUACUUGGAGAUGGUUGCUGGAUCACUCGGCAGGUUAUACAGUUAGUAGCGCCUAUCAGUUGUUGACUUCUCAGGAUAUCCCUCAUGUCGAAGGUGCAGCUGCGUUGGUUUGGCAUAAUCAUAUUCCGCUUAAGGUCUCAAUUUUUGUUUGGAGGCUGUUGCGGAAUCGCUUGCCGACACGGCAAAAUCUGGUUCAUCGUGGAAUCCUUUCAGAUACUGCUGCUGGUUGUUUGUUAGGGUGCGGAGCUGUGGAGACUUCUCAGCAUUUAUUCAUUUCUUGUGAUUUUUAUGGUUCAUUGUGGUCUCUUGUUCGGGCGUGGCUUGGUGUCUCUGGACCUGAUCCCUGUAUUGUUUCCGAUCAUUUUCUUCAGUUUACUCAUUCAGCAGGUGGUUUGCGAGCAAGACGCUCUUUUAUGCAGCUUGUCUGGUUGUUUUGCGCGUGGAUUAUAUGGAAUGACCGUAAUCAAAGGUUGUUUAAUAAUGUAGGUAGUUCCAUUGAUCAGUUGUUGGAUAAGGUCAAGUGGCAUUCUUUGUGGUGGUUAAAAGCUAGCCAUGCCGUUUUUGUUUUUGGUUAUGAUUUGUGGUGGUCAAGACCCUUGGAUUGUUUGGGUCUUGGCUAA
Messenger RNA from Medicago truncatula (barrel medic), 753 nucleotides. RefSeq lists its product as uncharacterized. The record is from RefSeq and is a predicted model, not a curated record. Bases 1 to 753 code for a protein of 250 amino acids. The transcript has a single exon. Lineage: Eukaryota; Viridiplantae; Streptophyta; Magnoliopsida; Fabales; Fabaceae.